Messenger RNA from Laccaria bicolor S238N-H82, 1602 nucleotides. RefSeq names its product ectomycorrhiza-induced ankyrin-domain/NACHT-domain containing protein. Bases 1 to 1602 code for a protein of 533 amino acids. The transcript has 2 exons. Gene Ontology annotation, molecular function: protein binding. NCBI's taxonomy places the organism in Eukaryota, Fungi, Basidiomycota, Agaricomycetes, Agaricales, Hydnangiaceae. The record is from RefSeq and is a predicted model, not a curated record.
AUGAUCCGGAUAUAUCUCAGGACAUCAUUGGCUGGCAUCAAGAAUGAUGAACUGUCCAGUCUCGUCACAAGUUCCGGCAGGCUCUUCAUUUACGCAGCCACUGCCAUUCGUUAUAUCACCAGCGGUGGUGGGGACUAUAAGCGCCGUCUUUCCGCAAUGCUGAGCCUUGGCCAGAAAUCCAUCAACAAGUUCGAAGCUGAGAUUGAUUCUCUCUAUGUUCAUGUCUUGGAAAAGGUCUGUGAAGACAAGGAGCUGGAUGAAGUUGAAGAUAUGAGAAAUGUCUUGUCCAUCACCAUAUUCCUUCAAAAUCCGUUGUCGAUGGAAGCCAUCACAUCUCUAUCACCAGAAAGCGACGUGCAGUUGUAUUUGUCAUGGCUCACCUCUGUUAUUCACAUUCCUGAUCAACCUGGGGCUGUCAUUGCUCCAUUCCAUGCCUCAUUUCCUGACUUCAUCACCAAUCCAGUCCGGUGUUCUCCUGAGCGUUGCCCAUCAUUUCCUUCACUGGUUGCUUCCAAGGGUCAUACACUGAUUGCUCUCAAAUGUUUGAUGCUGAUGAACAAGUCACUGAAGCACAACAUAUGUGAAGUCCCCAAAGAAUUGAUAUUGUCACGCAGAGACAGGGCCAACUCUCUAGAGAAUGCUGGCAAAAUUUCUGAAGCGCUCAAAUACUCAUGCACUUAUUGGGCUGAUCAUUUAGCAGAGGUCAAAGAAUUUGACUCUGUACUUGUUGACACUCUUGGUGUUUUUCUGCACAAGCAUCUUUUGCACUGGAUAGAGUGUCUCAGCAUACUGGGUGAGCUGCAGACUGGACUGAAAUCCCUGAGUAGCAUAGCCACUGUUUUAUUGUUACUUGUUCACGAUGCCUGCCGGUGUUUACAAAUGAACUUUGAAGCUGUCCAGAAACAUUGCAUGGAGAGCUAUGAGUCUGCACUUAUUUGGAUUCCAAAGAAUUCAUUGAUACGCAAGACCUACACUGCCCAUGUCAGCAGAGUUCCAAAAGUGACUCUUGGAUUAUCAGACUUGUGGGACCCUGCAGAGCUGAUCAUGCAAAAUGGGUCACUGGUACUAUCUGUUGGAUUCUCACACGAUGGCAGCCGAGUUGUCUCUGGAUCGAGUGACAGAACUGUCCGAAUUUGGAAUGUGAUGACAGGUGGGGUGGAGGCUGAGCUGAAGGGCCACACAGAUCAGGUGAAUUCUGUCGCAUUCUCACAGGAUGGCAGCCGAGUUGUCUCUGGAUCACAUGACGAAACAGUCCGAAUUUGGAAUGUGAUGACGGGUGAGGUGGAGGCUGAGCUGAAGGGCCACACAGAUCAGGUGAAUUCUGUUGCAUUCUUGCAGGAUGGCAGCCGAGUUGUCUCUGGAUCAGAUGACAAAAUGGUCCGAAUUUGGAAUGUGACCACAGGCAAGGUGGAGGCUGAGCUGAAGGGCCACACAGAUUGGGUGAAUUCUGUUGCAUUCUCACAGGAUGGCAGCCGAGUUGUCUCUGGAUCAUCUGACAAAACAGUCCGAAUUUGGAAUGUGAUGAUGGGCAAGGUGGAGGCUGAGCUGAAGGGCCACACAAGUUGGGUGAAUUCUGUUGCAUUCUCACAGGAUGGCAGCUGA